AAGAAGGCUUGUAAUCAGUAACGAAAUCAAUUACUCUCCAUUUCAUACCCCUCUUUGACAUUCAAUGAUGAAUCUUGUGAAGUUCUUGGUUAUUGUCAUGACCAUCUCAAUGGCUUUAUGUCCAGCAUUAGUCCAAUGUCGACAGAUAAAAUGUGACUGGUUGAGUGGGAAUUGCAUCAAAGGUGGAACAGAAGACAUCACGAAGAUGAUAUCAUAUAUAGGUGUGAGCCACAGGAUUCUCCAAGGGACACGGUAUAUAAACUACGAUGCACUGAAGCACAAUGUACCAGCUAAACAACAUGGUCAAAAGGAUCGGCCGGAUAACUCAUACCGGCGAGGUUGUACUCUCGCUACAGAAUGUCAUCGGCUUACGAAUUAAACAUCAACACUAAUUUUUAGUUUUAGCACAAAAAGACUUUUUGUUUUUCUCUUUGCUUUCCAUUUUUCUGUUAAUGUAUUUUGUAUCA
Messenger RNA from Brassica oleracea var. oleracea, 467 nucleotides. RefSeq names its product protein RALF-like 18. The record is from RefSeq and is a predicted model, not a curated record. The transcript has a single exon. Bases 65 to 379 code for a protein of 104 amino acids. NCBI's taxonomy places the organism in Eukaryota, Viridiplantae, Streptophyta, Magnoliopsida, Brassicales, Brassicaceae.